GCCGCCUCGACGUUGGCGGAGGUCAAAGCCACAACGGUCCCGGCACGAAGUGGAGGGCGGCCUGGGCAGCGCUCCGAGCCUCUGGGGUCCCCCUCCAGACCUGGAGGCCGAUAUUCACAUCGUCCCUUUUCUCCCAAAAGGCCUGACAGUCACGCCCAAGACUGGGCUGGCCGACAAGCGCCCGGAUAUGAAAGCAGAAGGCUUGGGCUUCGGGGACCGGGUGACCCUGAGAGUGUCGGGCGUCCGCCACCGAGGCUACCUCUUCCACUCCCUCGUCCACUACGAGGUGGACAGCGGCGAGGGGCUGGCCCUGGCCAGGGACCUGGCUCUGGGCGGCGACUUCACGGGCGUGGGGCCCAUGGGGCUCCUGUGGAGCCUCAUGCCGGCCGCUUCGAAGGAUCCAUGCCUCAGUCGAAUGCCGAGGGCCGCCUUGAAAAACCCCCUCAAAGUGGAGGUGAUGGUCCUUUUCCUGGUCUCAUUGUUAUAUUUGGUGAUGGAGGAUUAAGUGAAUCUUGAGCAAGUCUCCUGGCUCGUUGAGGUUUUGCUACUCUGCUUUGCCAUUUUUCGGCUAUGAAGAUUUACCUCCAGUCAUGAAAGACUUAAAUUUAGAUUACUUUGAAGAGGCAGUUAAAUUUGUGCAAAGUCACCCAAAGCCCUAGAGCAGCAAAAGGGCAGCCAGCAGCAGCCGGACGGGAGGACCCCGGCGGCCGCCACGCAGUCCCACAAUGCCCCGCUCGCACCACCCUGAGGGCGGAGAGAAAGGACCGCUGCCGGGCAUGGGGCUUCGGCGGAGAGCGCCGAGAAGUGCGCACGCGCACUGACCCCGCGGGCCCUAGCAACCAGAGCAGUGACAGUAGCAACCACCGGAAUGGCAAAAGCAACAACAAUCAAAGAAGCCUUAGCGAGAUGGGAAGAGAAAACUGGCCAGAGGCCAUCUGAAGCCAAAGAGAUAAAACUUUAUGCCCAGAUUCCCCCUAUAGAGAAGAUGGAUGCAUCCUUGUCCAUGCUUGCUAAUUGCGAGAAGCUUUCACUGUCUACAAACUGCAUUGAAAAAAUUGCCAACCUGAAUGGCUUAAAAAACUUGAGGAUAUUAUCUUUAGGAAGAAACAACAUAAAGAACUUAAAUGGACUGGAGGCAGUAGGGGACACGUUAGAAGAACUGUGGAUCUCCUACAAUUUUAUUGAGAAGUUGAAAGGGAUCCACGUAAUGAAGAAAUUGAAGAUUCUCUACAUGUCUAAUAACCUGGUAAAAGACUGGGCUGAGUUUGUGAAGCUGGCAGAACUGCCAUGCCUGGAAGACCUGGUGUUUGUAGGCAAUCCCUUGGAAGAGAAACAUUCUGCUGAGAAUAACUGGAUUGAAGAAGCAACCAAGAGAGUGCCCAAACUGAAAAAGCUGGAUGGUACUCCAGUAAUUAAAGGGGAUGAGGAAGAAGAUAACUAACGCCACGCUUUCCACUGUGUGUUAACUUAUUUAAAUGUCAUAAGAACAAUAGAUAAAUUUUAUAUAAUUGUCUAUUUUAAAGAUUCUGUAUGGGACAAAAGUUUCUUAAGAUAAAACAGAUCACUCAUUCUCAUCUUUUUCUUUCCCCCUUAACUUAUUCAGUGUUUCUUCCCAAAACUGGUAACGCCAACCUUAUAUAUCCUAUUCCUCUUUUUAGAAACCAAAAAUUUUCAAUUUUUGUCUUCAGUCUCAGUUAUAUACUAUGUAGCCCCAUCUACUAAAACAAAACCUUUGUAGACCAGUCAUUUUUAAUAACAAAGGAACAAAUGUUUUUUUCAGUUUGUUCAUUUUUUUUAGGUUAGACAUUUUAAAAGAUAUACAUUUGAAAAUUUAGAACGUUUUUCCUGAAGGUCUGCCUCUGUACAACUCAGAAGCACAAAUAUAUCAUGCCUUUAGCUCAGAAGGUAGUAUGGUGAUGGGAAGGGUUCCUCUUAGAAAUAUAGCAGGUCUGGAACCAAGACUCCAAAGUUCCAUUGGAAAAGAUAUGUGAAAAAAGGAAAAAGUGGGAUCUCAGAGACCUUCUAGUCUAUAUUAUACUUAAUUUGUUUUUCCAAAAAUGUGCACAUCGUCAACUGGAAUUUAGGUUGUUUUAUAUGCAUGGCCACUUGAGUCAUUGUGUACAGUCAGUCGUUCUGUGAUCUUAGUCAGUGAUUAAAAUGACUGUCAUGAUCAUGUCUUUGACUGAUAAUGUGGCCAUGUUACUCAUGUGGACCUGGCCUUAAGCACACAUUUUGGUUUUAUAGCUCCUUAUGUGUUUAAAGCAUUAGUUAUAUUUGAAUUCCUAGCCUAAAUGCUGGCCAUUGAUGUAUGUCAAAAUUUACCCUAAUGAUUUGGUCUGGUGACCUUCAGUGUUGGGAAAAGUGACUAUCAUGGUUAUAAGUAAGGGUAUAAUGAAACUUAGUAUUUCAAAAUCUAUUUUUUGAGAAGUUCUAAGUUAAACAGCUCUUAAAAUGUAUUAUGUACGUGGUUGUGGAAGGAAGAGAGAUGUUUCAUUAUGAGAUCCCAGGCAAAUGGCAAUAUGUUUGAGGAUUGUCUCCUACAUAAAACAGUGUAGGCAAUAUAACCUCAAAAUUGCAAAGCAAUAGUUAGAUGCGGAGGUUAGAAUUUAUCAUGUAAACAAAAAAUCUUUCAGGAAGAUGUAAGACACUGUAGUCAGUAAGCAGAUGAAGUCAUAAGAGGCCAUGGUAAGAGGCCAUGGCUGAAUCACUAUUAGAUUGCAGAAAAGAAGUCAGGGGCCCUCUGCCAAAUUGUGCCUAACGUCCCUCAGAGACUGUUGAUUGUUGUUUCCCCAUCUACUUGUGUGAUUUUACUUGCAUAAAAUCACAGUGAAAGAGGGGAGAACCAUCUUUAAAAAGUGAUUGCAUAAGUAGUCCUGGGUUUCAGAAGAUUACAGCUAUCAUUUAUAUAGGAAUUAUUUGAUUUUUCUAAGUCACUCUGAUCAAAAGGGACCACUGCUUUGACAAUCAACUCUAAAUACAAACAAGAGAGGCCAGGCGUGGUGGCUCACGCCUGUCAUCCCAGCACUUUGGGAGGCUGAGGCGGGCGGAUCAUCUGAGGUCAGGAGUUCAAGACCAGCCUGACCAACAUGGUGAAACCCCAUCUCUACUAAAAAUACAAAAUUAGCCGGGUGUGGUGGUGGGUGCCUGUAGUCCCAACUACUUGGGAGGCUGAGGCAGGAGAAUCAUUUGAACCCGGGAGGUGGAAGUUGCAGUGAGCCGAGAUUGCGCCACUGCGUUCCAGCCUAGCAACAGAGCGAGACUCUGUAUCAAAAAAAAACAAAAACAAAAAGAAAAUCAAACAAGAGGAAAACUUGGUCUAACACCCUUUUAGUUUUCUUUUCUUUUCAGUCUGAUAGAAAGAAACCUUAUUCUACUCUAGCUGGUUUAUGCAUUCAAAGCCUUUGGGGACAUUUCUUUUAUGAACUGUAGACAAUGAGCCUUCAUUCUCCUUGGUGAUGUUUAAGUUCCAUAAACUGAGAGGGAAGAUGAUCUUCUUAAAAUUUGCACUUCCUCUAGUAGGCAAGCUUGAAGCCAUGUUGAUAUGGAUAUGUUUUCUAAAAGUAACCCUGGAAGUGAAUAUAAUAGGAAGCAAAUGAUUUCAUAUUGAAUUUAUUUGUAAAAUGACAGAGUUUUGCUGUUUGUUUUUUCUGAAUUCUGUAAUGUAGAAACUGGUUUUCUUUCUCCUUGUUUCUCAAUGACUGUUAAUUACAGGUAGUUCUCAGAGAAAUGUAAGAUACUUCUCUCUGUCCAUUUCAUGCAAAAUUCAUAUUCAGUAUCAUUCAACAAAUCUUUAAAUGACUUCUAUGCAUCCCUGUUCAUGGAACCCACGCCAUUAGAGAAUGGCAGUUGGGAUGUAUGAAGAAAUGUAGGAUAUUUUCUCAAAUAAUUCCCUAAAUUAUCCUUUACUGCUGCAAAUUUAGCUGAUAUAAAUGCCUUUGGUUUAUGCCUCUUGGAUCAGAUAUUUGACCUACGUGGAAUAGAUUCUCUCUGUGCUUCCAGUUUAUUAAGCCAUUUUAGUGGAUCAUUUAAAUUUAAAUUUUUUCUAUUCUGAUUUUUUUGUUUGUUUGUUUUUUAAACAGAGUCUCAAUCCUGAGUAGCUGAGACCACAGUCACGUGCCAUCAUGCCCAGCCUAUUUUGUAUUUUUAGUGGAGAUGGGGUUUCAUCAUGUUGGCCAGGCUUGUCUUGAACUCCUAACUUCAGGUGACCUGCCCACAUUGGUCUCCCAAAGUGCUGGGAUUACAGGCAUGAGCCACUGCGCCUGGACAAAUUUCUUCUAUUCUUGUAAGUGAUGGUAAAACUCUGGAAUCAGUUCAGUAUUUUAGUUUUUCACAGCAAAUUUGAUUUUAGUCUACCAAGGAGUUUAACUUUUCUAUGUUCCCUAACUCUAAGAUUAGGGCUGUAUUACGCAGACAGGCCUUAAAAGGUUUCUGUGUUCUCUGUUAAUAAGAAUUUGUUCCUUUAAAGCAGAGGAUCAACCUUGUAACUAUUAACAUUUUGGGAUUAAUAAUUCAUUGUUGUUGGGGGCUGUCCUGUGUACUUAGGAUGUUCAGCUGCAUCCCUGGCCUCUACCCACUAGAUUCCAGUAGACCCUCCUCAGCCAUGACAACAAAGAUAUCUCCAGACAUUGCCAUCUGUCCCUUGGGUAGGAGGGUGGGAACAAAUUCUCCCUUAGUUGUGCUUUUUAUACCAAUAUCACCUGUGUCCAGUGUCCAUUUAUUUUCAGUCUGUAGCCAUGUGCCACUUGAAUUGUUAUAUGAGAGAAGGUGAUGUAUUCAAUAAUCAUGGAUGGAAAGAAAUGGUCACUGGUAUUUUCUUUUUUGUAAUGCUCUUUUUUGUUGUUGUUGAGACGGAGUCUCACUCUGUUGGCUAGGCUGGAGUACAGUGGUACGAUCUUGACUCACCGCAACCUCCGCCUCCCAGGUUCAAGCAGUUCUUCUGCCUCAGCCUCCCAAGUAACUGGGACUACAGGUGCCCGCCAUCACACCUGGCUAAUUUUUGAAAUUUUAGUAGAGAUGGCGUUUCACCAUACUGGCCAGGCUGGUCUCAAACUCCUGACCUCGUGAUCCGCCUGCCUCAGCCUCCCAAAGUGCUGGGAUUACAGACGUGAGCCACUGCAACCGGCUGUAAUGCUCAUUUUCAUAAUUUUCAUGUAAUAUUAGAAACUCAGGGCUGGAAGGUUCAACUUCUCUUUUUUGAAGCAGGGUCUCAACUUUUAUUUCUAAGCAUUCUUGCUUAUAUUAGGACAGUGAUUAUUAACCUACCUCUCUGUUUCUAUCAACAGAAGCCAACUUUAUGAUAGAUUCUGCUUCGUCUCUAAAGUUUAAUAUUUUGAGCGUACUUUAGAAAAUAGGUCAUCAUUCUUUAAGCAUCAUUCAUUGUCUAGUAAUGCACAUAAUUUUGCAGACCAUGGCAGUCAUUAAAUACAGAAAAAUACUGUGUAAAAUUUGAUAAUCUUGUAGGAAAGUUAGCUGAUAUAGACAUCAGUUUUGGGUGUGAUCAGAAGAAUGUCUGCUUAAGAUGUCUGGUCAAUAACUUGGUAUGGUUACUGGAUUCAUUCCACAUGUGGUGGUAUAAGGCACUUAAAUGUGUUUCCUGAUUGGACACUGUGACUCAUGCCUGUAAUCCCAGCACUUUGGGAGGCCGUGGUGGGCAGAUCACUUGAGGUCAGGAGUUCGAGACCAGCCUGGCUAAUAUGGUGAAACCCCAUGUCUACCAAAACUAUAAAAAGUUAGACGGGUGUGGUAGUGCACGCCUGUAAUCCCAGCUACUCGGGAGGCUGAGGCAGGAGAAUUGCUUGAACCCAGGAGGCAGAAGCUUCAGUGAGCCGAGAUCAUGUGACUGUACUCCAGCCUGGGUGACAGAGUGAGUCUCCAUCUCAAAAAGAAAAAAAAAAUGUGGUUCUUUUGUGGAAAGAGAAAUUUGAAUUUGAAUAAGCACUUCUUUUGACACCUUUUACCAGUGGUCAGAGCAGAAUAAGGAAGAAUAAGAAAUGAAUCUUGACUGUUGACUUAUUCUGAGAAUUGGUGAUGUGUGAAGAGAGUUGGAAUCUUCUACCUGGGUUUUUCUCAGGGCUAAAUGGAAAAGCACAGGGCCCAGAAAGGUUGGAGUUAAUCGUUCGCUUAAGAGCAUUAGGAGGAAGUGUCAGAGCAUCAGUCACGAAUAGAUCGUGUCUCUCUGACUACAGUCAGACCGUCAGUUCACUAACACGUUAUACACUGUAAGUGUUAGUAAAGGAAGAAAACUGCUAAAUUGCAUGUUACCCUUUACUAGAAAUUCAUUCCUUGGGCACAGAUUUUCUUUAUUUGGGGCUAUUUAAUGUGUCUGUAAAUAAUGAAAUAUAAAAGCAAGAUUCAGUGUAGCAGAGUUGGUGCUUCUUCUGACAAGGUAACUUGACCAUAUUUCUUUAUCUUUGCUCUAACAUGUGUCAUAUUGUUUUCUUUUUGUAAACCAUAAAAUGGGUGAACUUCCAAAAAUCAAGGGUUAUGUUUUAAAUCAUGAAACUUUUAGAAAUACCAUAUCUGUAUCUCUAUUCCUGCAUUUUGUAAAUCUGUAAAGGAAGAAAACCGAAAGGAAGAACUAGACUGAGUGUCUCACCUUUCUCUGGCCUAAGAUAAACUGAGAAAACUUUUUACUUGAUACUUGGAGAAGUCAUUAACUGGAUUCUAGUUAAUUUCCCAUAUUGGGCAGUUUAGAGGAGACCCAGCCAACCAAAUUAUAAUCUAGCAAAUUUAACAUGGGGGAGAGUAACAUGGGGGAGAGUAAACUAUUUUUCAGUAGAUUUGCACUUUAAACUUACGAACUGGAUGUUGGUGGAAAGGACUUCCAUAGGGCAGAUAGGUAAAUAUCUAGCCUGCACUUGGAUGUUAGAGAAUCAAACCUCACCCUUGCUCGUUCUAAACCCACAUGAGUAGUUACUGUCUUUUGACAUAAUCAGAGUCAGGAUUUCCCUUUUUCCCUACUUGAGUCGUCUUCCAUGUCUGUUACAUCCAAGAUCAUCCCUCUGGGGGAUGUGUCAAGUAGUUCUCCUACUCAGAAUAGAAGCUUUGCGAAUUAGCGUUCCCACCUCUAGAUUUUAAAUAAUGUAGAGUUGUCUAACAUUAUGUGGGUGGGAGGCUUUUUGCCUCUGUGAUCAGUAAGGUACCUGCCUCGGAGGUGCUACUGCCUAGAGGGAUCACUCCCAUCAAAAGACUAGUGAGUUGGAAGCUAAGAGCACGUGUGCCUAGCCAGCUCCUCUCCCAGGCUGGCAGUUAUGAUUAUGGGCAUCAUUCCAGAAUCCUUGGCUUCUAGAACCAACUCCAUUCUGAAGAACAUUUUAACAUCUAUGAAUACUUUGGUAAUAAUCUUUUAUACACAGGAGUUUUGUAGCAUGACUUUAUGACUAAACUUAUUGUGAAUUAAGUUAUUUAGAAAUGUUGAGUUUCUGAAUGUUAUUUUGUGAAAUGUUUUAAAAUAGUAAUAAAUUGUGUUAUUUUG
This is a messenger RNA of Piliocolobus tephrosceles (Ugandan red Colobus), 7474 nucleotides long. RefSeq names its product dynein axonemal light chain 1 (gene DNAL1). The record is from RefSeq and is a predicted model, not a curated record. The transcript has 10 exons. Gene Ontology annotation, molecular function: alpha-tubulin binding; dynein heavy chain binding. Gene Ontology annotation, cellular component: cytoplasm. Lineage: Eukaryota; Metazoa; Chordata; Mammalia; Primates; Cercopithecidae. The coding region runs from base 869 to 1441 and encodes 190 amino acids. Gene Ontology annotation, biological process: outer dynein arm assembly.